GAACUAUACUCUUUAGUCUCUAUGUGUCUCAGAUGAUGAUGCCGUGAUGUAAACGUUUUGAACCAUAGGACUUUUUAAUCAUUGGCGUUGGUGAUAUAAACAUGUGGCUAUUCAUGACGGCUAUUGUUUGUGGUUGAAGCUUUUUUGUAAUGAGAUUAUGUUGCUCAUAUUUGCGUAAAUUAUUGCCGACAUCUUAAAGACCUUUCAUAGUGGUUUUCAGCUACGUAAACGGGAUGAUGUCAGAUAUUUCAAAUGUAGAAACUUUUGUAAACAAACAUUUAGUUCUACUGGAUCUAGAAAGAACGACCGAGGUCGAAGAAAAUAAAUGUCUUCAGGAAUGUAAUUCUGUCAAAGUUCUGCAGAAGAAGGGGAUAUGCAUUACGAAAUUAAGGUUUGGCAGAUCAUCAACGGGCCUCUUUGGUAGAUCAUUAAUAAAUUUCGAACCUGCUUCAUCUAAUUGUUUCUUACCAUCACAUUUAAUCACUUCUGGUGAUAUUGUUGGUGUAGGAAAAGUAAAUUCAGAUGGAAGACUUGAAAUUAUAGUCUCGGGAGUUGUUACUCGUGUAAAUGAUUCUUUUUUAACUGUAGCUUUUGAAAAAAAUUCUGAUUCAUCGGAUUUGGAGAGUGAUGUCCAUUAUACAAUCAUAAAAUUAGCUAAUGAUGUCACAUAUAAGCGUUUAAAGAGAGCACUGAAGACGUUAGAAAAUAAAGGAAGAGAAUCUCAUCUAGUAAAUGUUCUCUUUGGUCAGGCUAGUCCAUCAGUAUGUGAUUCAUCAACAUUUAAUGAUAUUGUUUUCAAAAACGACACCCUAAAUGACACUCAGAAAGAAGCUGUGAAAUUUGCUCUUUCUCAGAAAGAAGUUGCUAUUCUACAUGGACCUCCUGGUACUGGAAAAACAACAACUGUUGUGGAGUGCAUUCUUCAAGCAGUCUCUCAAAAAUUGAAGGUUCUUGCAUGUGCUCCUUCAAAUAUUGCUGUUGAUAAUUUAGUGGAGAAAUUAGCUCCUUACAAAGUAAAAAUGGUUCGGUUGGGUCACCCAGCUCGUUUUCUUACAAGUAUUCAGCAGUAUUCUUUGGAUGCUGUGGUCUCGCAAUACGAUGGCAGUGAUGUGAUUGAUGAUAUGCAUAAAGAGGUUGACAAACUGAGAGGAAAAAUUGGAAAGAUAAAAGGAUCUGCUGGUAGAAAAGCCUUAUGGGCUGAAAACAAAUCAUUGUUGAAAGAAAUUAAAGAAAGAGAGAAAUCUAUUGUUAAGCAAGUAUUAAAAAAUGUAGAUAUAGUGCUUUCUACACUUACUUCAGCAUCUGAUGAUGGUCCUUUAAAACAUAUAGAUAAAGACCAUUUUGAUAUUUGCUUCAUUGAUGAAUGCUCUCAGGCUCUUGAAGCGUCUUGUUGGAUCCCCUUGAUGAUGGUAAAAAGAUGUGUCUUGGCUGGAGAUCAUCAUCAGCUGCCACCAACAAUAAUAUCAGAGAAAGCUGCAAAAGAGGGUUUGUCAUUGACUUUAAUGGAGAGACUUUUAAAACUUCAUGGAGAUAUUAUUAAAAAAAUGCUUACAUUGCAAUAUCGUAUGAACCAUAUUAUAAUGCAGUGGCCAUCUGAUGAGUUGUAUGAUAGUAAGUUACAGGCUCAUGAAUCUGUACACUCUCAUCUUUUAAGUCAUUUACCAGGCAUUGAAAGUAAUGAUGACACAACAGUACCAUUGCUGUUAAUUGACACUGCAGGUUGUGACCUUUACGAGCUUGAAGCUGAAAAUGAGGAAUCAAAGGGAAAUGAAGGAGAAGCUGAUUUGGUUGCUUUGCAUGUUGAAAACCUGAUAAAAAGUGGACUUUCUCCUACUGAUAUUGCAGUUAUUACACCCUACAACCUUCAAGUAGAUCUUAUCAAAGCUAGAUUUUCAGCAAAAUAUCCAAAACUAGAAAUUAAAUCUGUUGAUGGUUUUCAAGGGAGAGAAAAGGAAGCUGUUGUAUUGUCCUUAGUACGUUCAAAUGAUGAAGGUGAAGUUGGGUUCUUAUCUGAAGAUCGGCGUAUAAAUGUUGCUAUAACACGUGCCAAGAGACAUCUUGCUGUAAUCUGCAAUAGCGAUACAGUUUCUCAUCAUAAAUUUUUAAAAUCGUUUAUAAAUUACUGUAUAGAAAAUGGUGAAGUAAGAACAGCUUUCCAACAUAUUGAUGAAAUAGGCCAAUAUUCGAUUGCGACUAAACGACCUUCAGAAAAGUCUGAAAAGCUUAUUAGCUCUCAUAAAACUAAUAAAACACAUAUUAACUCUAAUGUAAGGAAGUCGACAGAUUCUAUAACAGUUUCAAUGCUAUCAAAGGAAAGUGGUCAACUCCAUAAAGAAAAUAUUGAUAGAACUGCUGUUGAAAACAAGUUCAGGGAUAUUAUUCAAGAUUUCAUUAAAAGUGAUAAGCAAACAUUUUCAUUUUCAUCAUCUCUUUCUGCAUUUGAAAGGCGCACAGUUCAUGAGAUUUCAGAACAAUAUGGACUGAGUCAUGUAAGUCAUGGAGAAGGAAAUGAUCGUCAUAUUGAAAUUAAAAAACAGCUAGAUGUUGCCUCAACAAUGAAUACAUAUGCAUCAGAAAAAACUGAAAUACACUCAGAAAAUACAGUAAAUACUCUAGAAUGUAUAAAAACAAAUAAUGAAAAUAAUCAAGGUCAUUCAAGUGAAAGUUAUGAAAAUAAAUUACCAUCGAAAAACAAGGAAGGGAAAUUAAAAAAGAAAGAACAAGUGCAAAAAGUUAGUCAGUCAUCAAAACUGAAGCUUAAGAGUCCAAAACUACAAGAAAAUAAAACUUCUGAGGAUAAUUUUGAUGAACUUAUUGAACAAGUAAUGAAAGCUGAUAAAACUUGCUGUUUUGAAAACUGUAAAAAGUGUAUUGCUACUUUAUCUCAAGUCUGUCAAUUCUGUAGAGGUCGGUUCUGUUUGAAUCAUUUCAUUCCAGAGGUUCAUGGAUGUGGUGAUGCUGCAAAGGCAUUUGCACGAAGUCAGAUUCGUAAAGACGGUGUACUUUAUCCUGGAAGUGGGAAACCACAGAAGAAGGUAGAUCCUAUAAAACGUUCACAUCUACAAAAUAAAUUGGAUAAAAAACUCAAUGAAUUAUCAUUGCAACGAAAACCCAAACCCAAACCAAAACCAAAAGAUUAAAGUAUAAAUGCAACUGUGGCUUCCCUUUCAUUGCUGCUGAUGAAGUGGAAUUUGUAUUUGCUCUUGAAAUCGAUUGUCUUGAGUAAAAUCUAUGCUAAACAGACAGUUGUUCCUUUGCCAAAUUUUAUGUUUUACUUUGGCAUGUUUCUCUUCAAUCUUGAUAUAUCUUCCAUGUUUGGCGAUAUCAUAAAUUUGAAUCCACCAUUAUGUACAUUUAGCAUAUUUUCAGGGUUCACUGUUAUUUGCUGUUUGAUUAGGAGAAUAAAUUAACUUUGUUAUGUAAAUUAGCGAUUUAAAAUAAACUGGCUUCAAAAUAGAAAGAA
Molecule: messenger RNA, 3463 nt
Organism: Stegodyphus dumicola
Lineage: Eukaryota; Metazoa; Arthropoda; Arachnida; Araneae; Eresidae
Product: DNA-binding protein SMUBP-2-like
Cellular component (GO): nucleus; cytoplasm
Molecular function (GO): 5'-3' DNA helicase activity; zinc ion binding; ATP binding
Source: RefSeq, a predicted model, not a curated record